CUUUUUCUUGACACAAGUUGAAGUCAAGACGAAAUGGAACCGCUUAUUUUUGUUGUUCGCCACGCUGAAGCGGAACAUAAUGUAAUCAUGGAUUUCUCGCAACGAGACCCACCAUUGACCUUGAAGGGCUUUGACCAGGCAUCACACUUGGCGAAGACAUUUCCGGAACCUCGCUCAAUCUCCGUCGUCCUGACUUCGCCCCUCAAACGGGCUCUACAAACUACCCUUAAGGGAUUCUCACAGGUUCUCGCCUUAGAUAGCGUUGGUGAAGAUGGCCAAAACGGAACCGCUAGAUUACUAGUAGAUCGAGACUUGCAGGAAACAAGCGAUCUACCAUGCGACACGGGCUCUGAUCGCGAUACUUUGGAGAAGCUAUUCCCAAACGUUGAUCUUACCACGUUGGAUAAGGAUUGGUUUGUCAAAACCGGCAUGUAUGCGGCGGAUGAGAAGGCUGUCAUUCUUCGGGCCAAGACCUUUCGUAAGAAGUUAUGGAAUAUUGCCAAGUCUGUACAGUCGGAUCAAUCUAGUUCGUCGAGUCAAAGGGCUAUUGUGAUAGUUACGCAUAGCGCGUUCAUGCAAUAUCUAUCGCAGGAUAUGAAUCUCAAUCUUCCGCAGGCGGGGUGGAAUUCAUUUCGCAUUCAGGAAAAGCCUGAUGGCGAGAUUGUUUUAUUAUCUACCUAAGAAUGCAUAGUAUAGUCUGUCCUGUCAUAUGGUAUUUGUGUUUUUGAACGCUCGGAUGGACAUGAACAACAAAUCAAUAAUAUGUCAAAUACACUGAUUGUAUGUUUUCAUGUAAUAUAACAAACUUUGAUGUCAUUUACAGGUGUAGUUGUAUGACGUUACUACUAGUUGGAAUAUACUCACUACUAUGC
Molecule: messenger RNA, 872 nt
Organism: Trichoderma harzianum CBS 226.95
Lineage: Eukaryota; Fungi; Ascomycota; Sordariomycetes; Hypocreales; Hypocreaceae
Exons: 1
Coding region: 34-681 (215 amino acids)
Cellular component (GO): cytoplasm
Molecular function (GO): phosphatase activity
Source: RefSeq, a predicted model, not a curated record